AAAACUUUAUCAGCAGCUUCAUCUACACUAACUUCAAUACGGGAAGCAACAUUUCUAACUUUCCCCCCUGUGUAGCAGGGCAGCGGUUUCAGGUCUCGACACUUUUGUACUAUUACCAUGGCAUCUUCACCGGGCUCUCGGACUCUUAGCAAAGACGAUAUCCAUUACAAGCUUCAUUUUCGGAUGAUAAACGAGCAACAAGUGGAGGAUAUCACCAUAGACUUCUUCUACAAGCCACACACCAUCACGUUACUGACCUUCACCAUAAUCAGUAUUAUGUACUUUGCGUUCACCAGAAAUGAUUCAGAUCCUGACAAUAACCUGCGGGUGGGCAUUGCACUUGUUGUCUCAUUUUUCCUUGUUAUCAGUGUCCUGGCUUUCCCCAACGGUCCGUUUACCAGGCCGCACCCAGCUAUAUGGCGCAUGGUUUUCGGUCUCAGUGUCCUCUACUUCCUUUUUUUGGUGUUUCUCAUCUUCCUGAACUGGGACCAAGUAAAGCUCUUGAUGUACUGGCUGGACCCCAACCUGCGUUAUGCAACACGUGAGGCAGAUAUUAUGGAAUAUGCAGUGAAUUGUCAUGUGAUCACAUGGGAGCGCAUCCUCAGCCACUUUGACAUUUUUGCUUUUGGCCAUUUUUGGGGCUGGGCCAUGAAAGCUCUGCUAAUCCGCAGCUACGGGCUCUGCUGGACCAUCAGCAUAACGUGGGAGCUCACAGAGUUAUUUUUCAUGCAUUUACUGCCCAACUUUGCUGAGUGCUGGUGGGACCAGGUCAUUCUUGACAUCCUGCUCUGCAACGGAGGUGGUAUCUGGCUGGGCAUGACUGUGUGCCGCUUUCUGGAGAUGCGCACUUACCGCUGGGCCAGUAUCAAGGACAUUCACAGUGCUACGGGAAAGCUAAAGCGUGCUGUACUGCAGUUCACUCCAGCUAGUUGGACCUAUGUGCGCUGGUUUGACCCCAAAUCUUCCUCCCAAAGAGUGGCAGGGAUUUAUCUCUUCAUGAUCAUCUGGCAGCUCACAGAACUGAACACAUUUUUCCUGAAGCACAUCUUCGUGUUCCAGGCAUCUCAUCCCCUGAGCUGGUGUCGAAUCCUCUUCAUCGGGAUCAUCACUGCCCCCACUGUGCGGCAGUACUAUGCUUACCUUACGGACACUCAGUGUAAACGAGUUGGAACUCAGUGUUGGGUGUUCGGGGCCAUUGCUUUCCUGGAAGCGCUGGCAUGUAUUAAGUUUGGCCAGGAUCUGUUCUCCAAAACUCAAAUUAUGUAUGUGGUCCUUUGGCUUGUGUGUGUGGCACUUAUUACCUCCCUCUGCCUAUAUGGGAUGGUGUGGCAUGAGCAGACAUACGGCGUGAGGCUGAAGUCUCAGAGCACGUCGGAUUGUGAUGAUAGUUUCACUGACUCCUGCAGUUAUGUUCCUCACACCAUUAAAGGUGAAAGAGACCCCAGUGAGUCCCAGCUUUUACGCCAGAGAAGAAGAGGACCGGCAAAGAACAAAGCUAAUGGAACAAGCAGGAAACAGUAGCUGUGUUACAUUUAGUCCACUCAACA
Hemibagrus wyckioides is the source of this 1547-nucleotide messenger RNA. RefSeq names its product phosphatidylserine synthase 1b (gene ptdss1b). Gene Ontology annotation, molecular function: L-serine-phosphatidylethanolamine phosphatidyltransferase activity. The coding region runs from base 118 to 1521 and encodes 467 amino acids. NCBI's taxonomy places the organism in Eukaryota, Metazoa, Chordata, Actinopteri, Siluriformes, Bagridae. The transcript is spliced from 13 exons. Gene Ontology annotation, biological process: phosphatidylserine biosynthetic process. The record is from RefSeq and is a predicted model, not a curated record.